This is a messenger RNA of Thermochaetoides thermophila DSM 1495, 762 nucleotides long. RefSeq lists its product as uncharacterized. The transcript is spliced from 2 exons. The record is from RefSeq and is a predicted model, not a curated record. Lineage: Eukaryota; Fungi; Ascomycota; Sordariomycetes; Sordariales; Chaetomiaceae. Bases 1 to 762 code for a protein of 253 amino acids.
AUGAAACUCCCAGCCCUCCUCCUUUCGACCCUGCUGGCCACGGCAACGGCAGCGCGCACCCGUCCCGGCGAGCGUAUCGCCUCAGUCUACGUUCAGCCCCUCGCUGCUGCGCCCGACGCUCGCCCGACCCUCCUCGCCGAAAUCGCUAUCAGCACCCCUCCUAAGGCCGGGGCCUCAACACAACAGGCACAACAGGGACAGCAGCAAGUGUUGAAGGAAGAUGAUUUCUACGGCUCAGGGGAUAACGAUGAAGAGGAGGUCUACAGCGGUACUGGUGGGAGGAGGGCGAGGGUAAUGUCUUACGAUCCUCCAACUCUCCCAGAAGAGGGAGACAGCACCACCCCCAACAACCUCGUUCGCAUCGGCCUUUACAACCCCACCACCUCACGCUGGGAAUCCGCCACAACCGUCCUCUCAGCAGAGAACUUUUCUAAGGGCUACGCACCGCACUUUGUUCUCACUGUUUCCAGCGAAGAGAUACCCUCUGAUCAGGAUGAGAGGGAGCACAUUCUAGGGGUGUCUUGCCGUGGGGUGAAGAUUGAUGCGGGGCAUACGCGGGACUUUGGCCCCAAGGCGGCAGUCGUGGAGAUUGGCAAGGGGGGGAAGCCUGUGUUGGAAAGGAGGAAUGUGGUGUUGGACGAGAAUGGGAGACGGGUGGCUGUGGAGGGGGAGGAGAAGACUUUCUUUCAGAAAUACUGGUGGGCAAUUGCUCUUAUUACGUUCAUGAUGCUUGCUGGAGGUCCAGGAGAGGAGCAGAAGUAA